AUGCAUAUUUCACAAUCCUCCAGGUUCGAUAAACUCGUAUCUAACAAAUCUAUAAAUCUACUCACCUUUUUCAUUCGGGUUACACAUAUCUAUCUAUCUAUCCUUAUUCUUUUCAUAUCUAUCUAUCCAGGCCUAUUCGUAUCUAUCUAUCUAUCUAUCUAUCUAUCUAUCUAUCUAUCUAUCUAUCUCAGUCUAUUCGUAGCUAUCUCUCUGUCUAUACUUAUUCUUUUCAUAUAUCUAUCUAUUGAGGCCUAUUCGUAUCUAUCUAUCUAUCUAUCGAUCUAUCUAUUUAUCUAUCUUUCCUUAUUCUUUUCAUAUCUAUCUAUCCAGGCCUAUUAUUCUAUUCAUCUAUCUAUCUAUCUAUCAUCUAUCUCACAAUUUCCCUUAUCUAUCUAUCUAUCUAUCUAUCUAUGUCCUUUAUCUAUCUAUCUGCAAUCUCUUCAUUUUUUUUCUAACAACUUAAAAAUCAUAUCCUCAAUUCUUUUCAUAUCUAUCUAUCCAGGCCUAAUGGUAUUAAAAGACAAUCUAUCUAUCUAUCUAUCUAUGAAUACGGAAUAG
Messenger RNA from Acanthosepion pharaonis, 558 nucleotides. Lineage: Eukaryota; Metazoa; Mollusca; Cephalopoda; Sepiida; Sepiidae. The record is from the annotation of a GenBank genome assembly.